Messenger RNA from Trematomus bernacchii (emerald rockcod), 4660 nucleotides. RefSeq names its product complement factor H like 5 (gene cfhl5). The record is from RefSeq and is a predicted model, not a curated record. The transcript is spliced from 29 exons. The coding region runs from base 148 to 4503 and encodes 1451 amino acids. NCBI's taxonomy places the organism in Eukaryota, Metazoa, Chordata, Actinopteri, Perciformes, Nototheniidae.
GGUUUGGAGGCUGGAACAGACUUGCGUAAAUCAUUGAGCAACCUCUUUCCCUGCGAAACCCUGAGCUCUCUCCCUCUCUCUGUGUAUAAUAGUGUUUCAGUCUCCUGUUUCUACUUCUGUUUGGCGGUUCAGGGUAAUGAAGAUAAAAUGCAUCUAAUAACCCAAAGCUGUGUCCUUUUUUUGUGGAUGCACUCGCUGACCUUCGUGAAAGGUCAAGAGUGUACACUCAGACAGUUUUUAAAUAGCCCCCUGUAUGAUCCAAAUUUUGACACAAGUGGUCUGGCAGCCACAUACAAUGGUGGAAAACAAGUCAGAGUGGGCUGCAAUGUUGGCUUCAGUGGCUUUUUCAAACUGAUCUGUACCGAGGGAAACUGGGAGUCCAAAGGCACAAGAUGUAAUCCAAAACCAUGUGGUCAUCCCGGUGAUUCCCAGAAUGCAGAUUUUCAACUGGAAAAGGGAGAGGAUUUUGUCUUUGGGUCACAGGUGAAAUACACCUGCCACAAAGGUUAUCAAAUGGUCAGUCGCACAAACUACCGGCGUUGCAUGGCUGAAGGCUGGGAUGGUAAUAUUCCUGUAUGUGAAGCACAACAGUGUCCAAUAAUCAACGUGGACAAUAAUGUCCAAGUGAAUGGGGACAUUGAGGAAGCAACCUUUGGCAAUGUAGUCCGAUUCAGCUGCAAGUCCAGCUCUGAAGUGCUGUCUGGGUCAACAGAGAUGUAUUGUGAUGAAAAUGGAGAUUGGGUGGGCGAAUCUCCAAAAUGCAAAGAGAUAAUAUGUACAGCACCCGAGAUUGAAAAUGGUGAUGUGCUUGGACAAAUCCAAGAGUACAAAGAAAAUCAAGUCCUGGAGUUUCAGUGUAAACCCUCAUUUAGACGCGCUGAAGCCAGAUCUUCAAAAUGCACAAAGCAAGGAGUAAGAGCAGAAUGGAGCCCCACACCUCUGUGUGAACCAAUAACAUGUAAACUACAACUGCCAGUGCUGAAAGGAACCAGCUAUGAACCUGCUUAUAGAAACACGUUUCCACCUGGUGACCAAGUGACAGUAACUUGUGAAGACAAGUACUGGAUUUUUGGGUAUCAACCGACCUCAGUCGUAACUACAUGCAAAGAGGACGGAGAGUGGACUAUCAGACCUCUAUGCCAAGAGGUUACGUGCAGCAAACAAGGAGUCCCACAUGUGUCUUUAUGGGAUCGUUGGCAGCAAACAUUCAAAUCUGGAGAGACGGAACGUUACGGGUGUGAGACAGGCUACAGGAGGAAAGGUGGCGCCAGCAGGGCCACAUGCACCCGAUAUGGAUGGCAACCAAAUCCACUUUGUGAAGAGAUAAUAUGUACAGCACCCGAGAUUGAAAAUGGUGAUGUGCUUGGACAAAUCCAAGAGUACAAAGAAAAUCAAGUCCUGGAGUUUCAGUGUAAACCCUCAUUUAGACGCGCUGAAGCCAGAUCUUCAAAAUGCACAGAGCGAGGAGUAAGAGCAGAAUGGAGCCCCACACCUCUGUGUGAACCAAUAACAUGUAAACUACAACUGCCAGGGCUGAAAGGAACCAGCUAUGAACCUGCUUCUAGAAACACGUUUCUACCUGGUGACCAAGUGACAGUAAAUUGUGGAGACAAGUACUGGAUUUCUAGGCAUCAACAGGCCUCAGUAGUAACUACAUGCACAGAGGACGGAGAUUGGACUAUAAGACCUCUAUGCCAAGAGGUUACGUGCAGCACACAAGGAGUCCCACAUGUGUCUUUAUGGGACAGUCGUCGGCAGAAAAUAUUCAAAUCGGGUGAGACGACACUUUACGGGUGUGAGACAGGCUACAGGAGGAAAGAUGGCGCCAGCAGUGCCACAUGCACCCGAGAUGGAUGGCAACCAAAUCCACUUUGUGAAGAAAAACACUGCAAGAAACCUCACAUCGACGGUGCAAACUUUAUCGCAUGUUCAAACGUUGAAGUCCCACAUGGAUUUGUAGUCAGGAACAACGACACCCUGUACUACACGUGUGAAGCAGGAUAUAAGCUUCCAACCAAAGGCUGGUGGGCUGAGGCCAAGUGCAAUGACAGUGUGCCGUCCGAACUUAAACCAUGCAUCGAGAAUACAAAGUGUGGAGAUCUUCCUGUUAUUCCUAAUGGGGAAGUGACAGUUGCACGCAGAGGGGAAAGCGCCCAGGUUAAGUGUAAAGAAGGAUACCGCAGUGAGGUGUUGCGCUUUAGUUGUCGUGAUGGAGUACCACUGAAAAUAAUCUGUAAACCUACUGCCAUUCCCUGCAGUCCUCCACGUAAAGUACAGAAUGCAGUUGUCGAUGCUCCAUAUCAGAAAGAAUACUUAUCUGAAUCUGAAGUUACUUACAAGUGCCGUGAAAGCUAUACAGCGGAGGGAGAAACCACGAUUCGAUGCAGUGCAGGGCAAUGGGGGGAAACGAACAUAAUGUGCACACCCUUGUGCAAUCCCACUGACCCUCGGUACUCCCCGAGGACUUCUCAGUUAGACUUUGUCACUGCACGGCUGCUCCUCAAAAUGCAAUUGUCUGUAAUCCUCUUGCUUCUUCAACUGUGGGGGAGUGUGGAGGUUACCUUAUCACAGAAUGCAUGUCCAAAGGUCCCACAUAUUCCUAAUGCCCAUGUGGUUGACGAGACCAAAAAAGCUGAGUACCAACUAGGAGACGUGAUACAUUUCGCUUGUGAAACUGGUUAUAUAUCAGGUCCAACCAUCAGAUACGCAUGUACAAGCGAAGGGUGGCUUGCACUCCGUAAAGGAAGGUGCUACUUAAAGCCAUGUGAACUCCCUGACGACACUCCCAAUGGCUUUUAUCAAAUCAUCCACGGGGAAGAGCUUGUUUUUGGAACAAAAAUUAAAUACUUUUGUAAUGAAGGGUAUCAGAUGGUGAGUAAGGAUGACACCAGGACUUGUUUCCUGGACAAUUGGACCAAUCACUUGCCAAUAUGUGAACCUUUGAGCUGUGAACUCCCGCCUGCAAAUGAAGGGUUAAUGGUAAAAGGUAUUCCAGAAAAUGAUGACCCCAUACUUCCUGACCGCUUCCUCGAAUUCAGAUGUGACGGUCCUUGGAAAAAUCUGAAUGGAAGCUCAAUGCUGAUAUGUCUUAAAGAUGGACAGUGGGACAAUGCAUUCCCAACUUGUGAAGACAUCACCUGCAAAGUUGAAGAGUUGUCCCUUCAUCUCACUGUAGCUGGACUACCUACAGCAAAUAAAACAGUAAAGGUUGGACGUAAAUUACAAUUUCAUUGCGAGGAUGAAUAUGGAUUGGAUGGCUCUGAAGAAAUUACAUGUUUAGAAAAUGGCCAAUGGAAUGCCCCAUUUCCUACUUGUGCUGAGAAAUGCAAAGUCACGGGUGUAUCUGACACUGUACGCUACGUCACAGAACGACAAGUCAAAAGGUUGAUGUUUCGUUGCCACAAAAAUGGAGACACUCUUUUGGGGAAUGCAGAAGUGAGAUGCUUAGCAAACGGACAGUGGAGUGCUCCCUUCCCAACAUGCGGAGCUCCUUCGGGUUGUGGAAAACCAACACCCCUUGAAAAUGGAGACAUUGAGGGAACUGUUGGACACGAGUACGGGCAAGGAGCCAAGGUUAAAUACUUAUGUCAGAAUUACUACAUAAUGCAGGGUGAUCCUCACAAAACCUGCACCAAUGGUGAAUGGAUUGGACAGAUGAGAUGCCUCAAACCCUGCACUGUGAAUCGCCAAGACAUGACUACACAUAAUAUUGGCUUGAGACAUGUUGCAAACAAUAAAAUGUAUUCAGAACAUGAUGAUAUAAUCGGGUUCAGGUGUACCAGGGGAAGACAUGACGGCGCAUUGGACAUGCGUCAGAAAUGUAAUGAUGGUGUAAUGCUCCUUCCUACUUGCCGAAUUCUGCUCUCAAACAAUAUUACUCAGAGGAACAUGCUGCUGUCUGUAAUCCUUCUGCUUUUCCAACUGUGGGGGAAUGUGGACGUUUCCUCAUCACAGAACGCUUCUUUGGGUUGUGGGACACUACCACCCCUUGCAGAUGGAGACAUUGAGGUUCUAUACCAGUACAGGAACGGAGACAGGGUUAAAUACAUCUGUCAGAAUCACUACAUCAUGGAGGGAGAGCCCUACAAAACCUGCAUCAAUGGUGAAUGGAUUGGACAGAUGAGAUGCCUCACUUCUUCGGGUUGUGGAAAACCAACACCCCUUGAAAAUGGAGACAUUGAGGGAACUGUUGGACACGAGUACAGGAACGGAGCCAAGGUUAAAUACAUCUGUCAGAAUUACUACAAAAUGCAGGGUGGUCCUCACAAAACCUGCACCAAUGGUGAAUGGAUUGGACAGAUGAGAUGCCUCAAACCCUGCACUGUGAAUCGCCAAGACAUGACUACACAUAAUAUUGGCUUCAGACAUAGUGCAGACAAUAAAUUGUAUUUAGAACAUGAUGAUAUAGUCGGGUUCAGGUGUACCAGGGGAAGACAUGACGGCGCAUUGAACAUGCGUCAGAAAUGUAAUGAUGGUGUAAUGCUCCUUCCUACUUGCCACUAAAGCUUUUUAGUCAACUGGAUGUGAUGACCAUGAACUAGCUGGACAAACAUGUACAUGAUUAACCAAAGUAAAGAGUUCGACCAGUUCUUUCCUAAUCAAGUGUGUGUAACCCAGUGCUCUGUGUGGUCAUUCUAAUAAAACAAAUAUGUUGACUUGG